Ruditapes philippinarum (Manila clam) is the source of this 1656-nucleotide messenger RNA. RefSeq names its product ATP-dependent RNA helicase DDX55-like. NCBI's taxonomy places the organism in Eukaryota, Metazoa, Mollusca, Bivalvia, Venerida, Veneridae. The transcript is spliced from 10 exons. The annotation marks the transcript as partial. The record is from RefSeq and is a predicted model, not a curated record. Gene Ontology annotation, cellular component: nucleus.
CAUGCUUCUGUUUAUUUUAGGUUUGCUGACAGAUUUGAAAUUAAAAUUACAAACAUCAGGAAAAUAUGCUGAUUUUCUGGAAGAAUUCAAGUCGUGUAGAAAAGAUGAAGAUCGUUUGAAACUGUUGAAUAGUUUAGACGAGGUCCAGGAUAUGGUUACAGUAAAAGUUGUAAAGAAAUGUAAAAAUGUUGAAGACUCAGUACAUCUUCGGUCAUCUAUAGAUUAUGGUAAAUAUCCUGAAAAUCUCAGGAGAAAAAUGAAGCUGAUAGAAUGAUGGAUGAAAUAAAACAAGAUUGGUUGAGCCGAGGAAAGAACUCCGUGUAAAGAUGCUGACCCCGCCCGGGACCUCUUACGGCAUCUUAUUGUCAAAGGAUGGAAAUGCCUUUACAGAAACUUCUAUACACCGCAACUUUGUCACAGAAUCCUGAAAAACUUGAACAGCUGAGUCUAUUCCAGCCAAAGUUGGUCACAUCUGUUGUCAAAACUGGAAUAAAACCAUCACAGUCUAAAACAUUCAACAAAAGACAGGACAGUGGAGAUAAACUGGCAAAGAGAUCUGUUGAUAAGGAAUCUGACAAUGAUGCUAAUUUAGAGAGUGACUCAGAAACAAAGAAUGUUGACAAUAAACCUGACGGUGAUGCAAAUAGCAUUGAAAAAAGCAAGAUUGUCGAGAAACCUGGUGACUUUGUGGGUAAAUACGCAACCCCAUCUAGCUUAUCAGAAUAUUACAUAGAAACGACAAGUGGUGAAAAACCAUUGAUUAUACUACAUCUUCUUCAUCAUCUAAAGUAUAGAAACAUCCUUUGCUUCACAAAUUCUGUAGAGUCAACACACAGGUUGUUUAUGUUAAUCAAGUUAUAUGGAGGGAUUGAGGUAAAAGAAUUCUCCUCUAGUAUACAUGUAGCUCGCAGGAAUGCCAUCUUGAAGAAAUUUGAGGCUGGCAAAAUUGAUAUCCUUGUGUGCUCAGAUGCUAUGGCUAGAGGAAUGGACAUAACAACAGUGAAAUAUGUAAUAUCUUAUGACCCACCCUCAUACAUACAGACUUACAUACAUCGUAUUGGUAGGACAGCUAGAGCGGGCAAGGAAGGGUCUGCAUUUACUCUAUUACAAAAGAAAGAGUUUUUCCACUUUAAGAAGAUGGUCAUCCGUUGCGGUUCGAGUCAAAUAGAAGGUACAACAACUCCAGGAUUACGGUCUGACACAGAUUACCUUAUAUCUAAGAAUAAAUUUAAUGUGAUACAAGACUGGAGUGAAUGGGAAUAUGGUAAACAUAAUUUGUUAAUGAUUCAAGAUGAGUAUGUCUCACCAGGAUAUUGUUUGUUACAAAUAUUAAGAGAUGAUGCUCCACUACCGUACAUAGAUGUAGUUAAUGAUAAUUUUUAUAGAGACAGAAUGGGGAGAAUAUUGUUAAAAAAUACAAUAUUCAAUUUUCUUGGAAAUAAUGCAUUAAUGAGACACGGUCCAGCCUAUUCUCAACAAGAUGUUCCUGGGGUCAAUGAUUAUGAUUAUGUUCCUGCCUUUCCCUCUCGGUUAUACCCAGUUCAAGCAGGGCAUUGGUUAUGGCAACAUAGAGAAGAGCAUUGGCCUACAACUGAUAUGAUACAGUACUGUAAGAACACGGGAUGUUUUGUUGUAGGCGUUGGAAAAACAGGAAGU